Molecule: messenger RNA, 5943 nt
Organism: Varroa destructor (honeybee mite)
Lineage: Eukaryota; Metazoa; Arthropoda; Arachnida; Mesostigmata; Varroidae
Product: mitochondrial glycine transporter B-like
Biological process (GO): glycine import into mitochondrion
Cellular component (GO): mitochondrial inner membrane; mitochondrion
Molecular function (GO): glycine transmembrane transporter activity
Source: RefSeq, a predicted model, not a curated record
AUAUAUUAGCGUGUAUAAAAGUGUGUGUAUCUACGUGCGAAAGUGGUUUCUAUUUACGAAAGUUACAAAUAUGAUGCUGGAUAUCUAAAAAAAUUAAACAUUUUAUUUGAAUGUGAUCAACUGUAGUUGUAGAUUUAUUUAUGAUCAAAUUUUGAUUUCGGUAAUUAAAAUCAACUUUAUUUAAUGAAAUUAACAUUCUAAAUUAAGUUAAUUAAAUUUCGAAUUUUAACCGAUUAAACGCUCUAACACGAACAACUCGUACGAAUUUGCUGUUUAAUAAGUGAUUCGACAAGUACCCACACAAAAAAUAGACUCCAGCAAGCUAGGUCAGUAUAGCAGGUGAGCCUUCCACUCGAAUCUAUUACAGAUGUUCAGUAUUCAACGGUCCCAGCAAGACGAUACUAAUCCUAGGUUAAAUCAUGAGAGCGUUACGCUCCUAUAUUUUCAGCCAGGUAUUCGAUAAAAUUUGUGUUUUUUGUUGUAUCCAGUGCUGCGUCCCGCUUGUUUGUCAAUACUUAACUUAUAUUCACUGGUAUCUUGCUGUCAUUGACAAUACUAUAUCCCGAUACCAAACCGUAUUUAAUAUUUACUACCUAUCAUCCAUAUCAAAUUAUGAAAUACUAAUAUAAUAUGCUUUUUAUCAAAUCAAGUGGCUAGCUUCUUACGUUAUCCGUGCGAUCAUUGAAUAAUUCCACCUUCAACGGCAAUUUUUAUCAUAUGCUAGAUUAUUUUCCAUUGAUCCUCUCGACUAGAUUAGACAAAAUAGGUAUUUGAAUCAAUGAUUCGUUUAUGCUCCCCGAUAUUUACGUCGACGUUAUCAGCUUUUUCAUCCGGCAUUCUCACGCCUUACUCAAAAUGUGUUUUACCUCUAGGGUCGCCAUGAGUUAUUGCUUUAAACAGCUACAUCUUAUCUGCCUAUCAGUGAUGCAUUGCCUGCUGUCCAGGAUGUCUGGACCGUGCGGUUGCAUUGCGCAAACAAAAUCGUUCAACUCGUUCCUCCUUUUGCCGUCGUAUCUUGACACAUCUCCCAGGUGGUAUCUCGACGACAACACUAGGCUGCUGUAUCUUCCGCUAGCUGCGUCUAUCUUUUUGUUCUUAACGAUAGUGUGUGUGUUGUGGCAGCAGCGUGAGCCUCCGUGCUUUGCUAUAUCGUAUCCUCUUUUUAUGCCAGUCGGGAUCUUCCUGCUUUGUAGAGCUGCAUAUCUAUUAGGCUCUGUCGUUGGUCAUAUUUAUGAAAGAUGUCACAUCGAUGGCUCGCCAAUUCAGCGUAGAGGUUGACGAGAUGACGCACUUGAAUUCUGCAGCUAGAGCUUGAGGGGCUUGGCUUUUGGGGAAGACUGACGACAUUGAAGUCUCUGGGAUUAUUUGUGAUAGCUCGAUUAUGACUAGAGUUUUAUGUACGCGACCAGUGAUCGCCUACUUUGCCAAAAUGAUGGGUAGCCUGGUAAAACGGGGCAUCUUUUUUGUCGUUUGAUGACAGACAAAUUUUUGCUUGUCUCCUUCCUGCGUGAUGAAAUGUAAGCCCCGUUACUAGGUGCUACCUAGCGGCGAGAUCCGCACUCGUAGAACAGACAAGAUUUUACUAGCAUAUAUGAAGACUGUAUGGAACAUAUGACACGUCGUAGUUUCAUUUUAGGAAAACUCUUUGGACACGUACAUAAAUAAAAAUAAUUCUCUGUUUGAUUAACUAUAGACAAGCUAUUGAUCUUUGAAGUGGAUUGAACAUAUUGAUCUUAGGGGUGUGCAGGUCUCCACUUCCUCUAAUGGUCUACAAGAAGAAGUUCAAUCGAAGUAAUUUUCUCAUUAUUUAAUCCAAAUCACAUUCUCGCCAUUGCAUUAUCAGUCGGAAUGAACUAGGUCGUAUCGACCCUGAUAAAAAGAAAACUUGAAAAUAUAAUAGUAGAAGUAAGCAAAACAGGCGGAUGACGACAAAGAACCGUUAAGUGUAGUUCAAUAAUAAAGAAGUAUCAUUUAGAGUGUUCUACACAUUGUUAUAAGUUAAAGCAACCCAUAUUACACUCAUGCAUAAGCUGGCAGCAAAUUUCGUUUAUUGGCGUUAAAAGCAAGUUUGAGUUUUUUAAGAGAAGUAGGUAUGAGAAAGAUGCUAGAUCUCGAGGAGACCCAUGGAGGACGCGUUGUUACGAGGCGGAACGCCCGCACGUCAUGCUUUUUGUAGUAAUGAAGUCUAAGAGAUUUCUGAGGGACACUUAUGAGGAUUGUAAAUCGACCGAAAACCACAAAUCUGUUUUUAAGAAGGGCCGAUUAAGUGCUAUGCCAACAUAUAUACGGCGCCGUUAUUACACACCAGUAGUUCAGAUAUGUUACGGCAAUCGUGAAGUUGAUACUAUAAUUAAAUCUCACUAGCAUGACAUAUUAUUCAAUAUUUUUGCGAAAUGCCUCUAAUCUAGCUCCAUGAAAACCUGGGCAUCGCACGCUCAACUGCAGCUAUAAUGUUACAUGUAGAAUGUAAUUGUUCUAUGAGUCAUCAAGGGUAACUUGCAGCAUUACAAUUGCGUGACAAAUACAUAAACAAAACACUCGUUAGGUUAAUCUUAAUGAUAGUGAUUAGCUCAAGAUAUGAUGACUUUUAUUAUUUUAUGAGCCUAUAUACUUUUUUUUCUAUAGCUUGUCAAUUCAUCACUUGGAUAUAUAUACACGCUUCGUUAUUAUGGCUCACACGCACGGUCCUAGUUAAUUCCGUUGCUGUCUGUAAUCAUCGUCUUCACAACGAAUCCGCGAAGGAGCGUCCGCGUCGUAAUGAAUUGACUAUUGUAGUACUCGAAUUCGUUCUGUGUUGCUUCAGGUCCGGAUUCUAUCUAACGACAUUUACGGUUUGACUCGUCUGAUAAUGCUGAAGGAGGAAGCAGGAUUGGCUUUGGCCAAUGCAGCUUCAUAUUCGGUUUUUCUAUUAACGUAUUGCCAGCUAAGUUGUCGUAUCAUCAUCGUCUCGUUCUGACGAAACGGCGCGAUCGAAACUAAAAUAUGAAGGCUAAUACCACUAUGUACUGUGAUUGAGAUAGGAUUGCAGUAGCAAAUAAAAAAUACUCGCAAUAAAGACUGACUGACAGCGAGAACAACCGGUAGUUGAAUGCUCAGGAUCUCCCUCAGCGAGAUCAAACUUUUAGCGAAUUUCAGUCAUCAGUAAAAACAAAUAACUGUUUUAUACUGGUGUCUAUACUAUCUGAAGAUGCACAGUUAAAUGCAAUACGAUGUAUGGCGUUAAGUACGUCGAUCUUUAAGGGUUGUGAUAAACCAGAAAGCGACGAGGAUAUUAUACAGUGUGAUCAUAUUUGAACCUCGAUGCGUUCGACUCUUGGUUGAACGCAAAUAGGGCGAGGUGAUUAAAUAUGCCGCUUAGCGUCUUUAUACUUCUGAAAACUAUAUUUUUCUGUGCACAAUCGUUUGAUGGGUUUGAGUGAAACAGAAAUGAACAUUAUUUAAAAACAAAUUUCUUUUUUUUUGGUUAAUUACCAGUACUGAACAUGACAGGAGCAUUGUCUUGUAUCGGGCUUCUUUUUCAUGGCAAAUAACCAAUAGAUUUAAUAACAAUGUAGAAUGAUUUCAAUCAGAGUCGAACACGGUAUGACGUGAAAAUCUGUAAUAAGUGUCGUGCUAAGUUCUUUUCCCGUGAUAAAGUAGCAAAAACGUGAUUGCUUAAGUAACAGUGAUGAUUCGAGACUGGGCAUAAAAACAGUUUGUUUCAACCAGCCGUCUGCAGUAACGCCUAAUGGCAGCACCGGACGUAAAAACUCAAAGUAUGGGUUAGCUUAUUCGCAGUAGGCCAAUAAGGUCUGCUGCAGCAUUUGUUUGUUACAAUAGGAUGCUUUUCCGCUUACAUGCAGUUAGUUACUUAGUUGAAAACUCAAGAUGCAAUUCUUUGUUGAUAUACAAUUUUUCAAAUUGUGUACGGGGUCUCACUUAUUAUUGCGAUAUUGACCCCACUUAGCCAGGUCGCAGAGAGUAUGGCCAGCGUACUAGGAAAUGCGUCGACAAGCAAACGGCCGCGGCGUCAUAGAUAUGCGCUACUACGUUCCGCUCGAUUUCAGCUAGCGUGUAUGUAUGGUUACUCGGGAUCUCCGAAGAGCGAAUUCAAUACACAUGCAGUGAGACUAGUUUAUCUGUGGAGGACAGGCGCUACAACUCUCCGUUCGUUGGCAGAUAUAGUAAGCGGUAUACGAGCCGAAACGUUACCCGUAAAAUUACCAUUGCGUCUCUCUAUGGAGCAACGAGCUUGCGUGCGUGUAUUGAGGUUACACUGCUGCUGUACUAGUCAUAGCUUGACAAUAACCACGCAUCGUCUUCCUGGCCAGUUCCUAAUCUAAUCUAGUCAUGGAAAAAAGUGCCGUUGAGGUACCUUUCUGUAAGAGCGACGACACGGCAGAGCGGCUACCAGCAAUAAUGAACCACUUGCCAACUGUUAACGACUCCAGGCAAGUAGCGAACUCCUCCACUCUCCAAGAGAACGCCCAGUCCUUCUCCUCACAACAUAGAAAUCGACGCAAAGAACUUGCAUCCCGUUGUGACAUCUUAGAUGUCCCAUCAGUUGAAAAAGACACAACUACGAUGGAACUAAUUAAGAGCUUUGCAGCCGGCUCACUUAGCGCGAGCUUCUCAUCAGUCCUCUUACAGCCGCUGGAUUUGGUUAAAACUCGUUUGCAACUUAGAAAUUCGGAGGGAACAAGGGCGUUUGCCAAAAAGCGUGGCUUAUUCAAGUACAUGACAUAUAUCGCCGAAACUGAGAGUAUACGUGGUUUGUGGCGCGGUACCGCAGCCGCAAUUGUUCGUAGUGUACCCGGCGUCGGGCUGUACUUUUCCACCCUGCACAGUCUGAAAAUUUCCACCGGCAUUGAGAAACCUAGCCCAACUGAAGCGUUGGUGCUCGGUUUUGUGUCCCGAUGUAUCGCCGGCGCUGUAUUGCUCCCGGCAACAGUGAUCAAGACCCGUUUCGAAAGCGGCCUCUACCCUUACCGAUCGCUGUCACAUGCUGCCCGGUCGAUAUACGUUACCGAAGGCAUUCGUGGUCUGUACUCGGGCCUGCUACCGACGCUUGCGCGGGACGCGCCCUACGCUGGAUUGUACCUGCUGUUCUACACCCAUUUUAAAAGUGUCACAUACGCUAAUUUUAUUCCACCAGAUAGUGAAUUCCGUGAUUUUGCUAAUUUUGCAUGUGGUGUCACCGCUGGCCUUAGCGCGUCGUUAGUGACACAGCCUGCCGAUGUGCUAAAGACGCGCAUGCAGUCCGAUCCAUCAAAAUUCCCUAACGUCAGUUGUGCAAUGAUCGAUAUCUAUCGCAAUGAGGGCCUGCAGGCGUACUUUAAUGGUCUCAUACCCCGUUUACUGCGGCGAACUCUCAUGUCAGCUUUAGCAUGGACAUUCUACGAGCGCUUGAGUCAGCACCUGAUUGAAUCAAAAUCGUCGCCGUUAUGAACAAGUCGCUGGACUUUUAUGGUGCCAAAAUGUGUUAUCUUGACGUCUAUCAAUCCAAUACACGCAUCAAGCAGAAAAGACCUAAAGAAGCCAACUGGUUAUUUAGACUGAAUGUACACAAAUAGUUAAAUUUUGUGCUAUAGGCGAGAUUGUGUCCGCACGCCGAGUGGACAAGUUGAGAAAUAAUUAGGAAUUUCUCUUUUUCACAGAUCUCAUGAACUACAUCUGACUAGCUUUUAAACUAAUGUAAGGGUUUUUGUCGUUGGAUCGACAAGGAGAGUGACGAUCUGUCAAUAAAAACGCUAGGUCUGGUUUAAUAACGAUACGCACUAGCUAGUGGUUGACCAGCGUAUUGUACUGACAGCUGGUCCCUUAUCUUACAACGGCAAGUCCAUUGAGAUUAUAUACGUUUUUGACAAUUACCUGGAUCCAUUUCUAUUGAACGUCGUGCCACCAACCAAAGUGGCCUUAAUGCGUGAAUUUUUGCCUAGAGAAGAAUGCAAAACAAGUGCCAAC